AGUUUCUCCUCUUUCUAUCCACUCUGGUCUCUCCCCUCCGCUGGGCUGCCUAAACCAACCGAUCCAGUCGGUGUGACCUUCCCAGCUCCUCCAAAAGAAACUUCCGAAGCCCCACAAUGGCCAGCUACAGGACCACCUCGUACACUGUGAAGAGCUCCUCCGGCCCCAGGAACUUCAGCAGCAAUUCCUACGCUGGCUCGGGCGGCAUUUCCCGCAGCAGCUACAGCGUGCGGAGUUCUAUUGGAGGAGGCAACAGGGGCUACGGCGGUGGAGCCGGCAUCACCAGCUCCUCGGUCUUCGGCCUGGGAUCCAGCAUGAGCGGUGCAAGCAUGGGCUAUGGCAUGGGUGGUGGAAUGGCUGUCCAGGCCCCGAUCACUGCUGUGACUGUCAACAAGAGCCUGCUGGCCCCUCUGAACCUGGAGAUUGACCCCACCAUCCAAGCCGUCCGCACCCAGGAGAAGGAGCAGAUCAAGAGCCUCAACAACCGCUUUGCCUCCUUCAUUGACAAGGUUCGCUUCCUGGAGCAGCAAAACAAAAUGCUGGAGACCAAGUGGAACCUGCUGCAGGGGCAGACCACCACCCGCUCCAACAUCGACGCCAUGUUCGAGGCCUACAUCGCCAACCUGCGCAGACAGCUGGACAGCCUGGGCAACGACAAGAUGAAGCUGGAGGCCGACCUGCACAACAUGCAGGGUCUGGUGGAGGACUUCAAGAACAAGUAUGAAGAUGAGAUCAACAAGCGCACAGAGUGUGAGAACGAUUUUGUCCUCAUCAAGAAGGACGUCGAUGAGGCCUACAUGAACAAAGUCGAGCUGGAGGCCAAGCUGGAGAGCCUGACAGAUGAGAUCAACUUCCUCAGGUCCAUCUACGAGGAGGAGCUCCGUGAACUCCAGAGCCAGAUCAGGGACACCUCAGUCAUCGUAGAGAUGGACAACAGCCGCAACCUGGACAUGGACUCCAUUGUUGCUGAAGUCAGAGCUCAGUACGAGGACAUCGCCAACCGCACCCGGGCCGAAGCCGAGUCAUGGUACAAGAGCAAGUUUGAGGAGAUGCAGACGUCCGCCACCAGAUAUGGAGACGACCUGAGGGCGACCAAGACAGAAAUUGCUGACCUGAACCGCAUGAUCCAGAGACUGACAUCAGAGAUCGACGCCAUCAAGGGACAGCGUGCCAACCUGGAGGCCCAGAUCGCUGAGGCUGAGGAGCGCGGGGAGAUGGCCGUCAGGGAUGCCAAGGGUCGCAUCAAGGACCUGGAAGACGCCCUGCAGAGAGCCAAGCAGGACAUGGCCCGCCAGAUCAGAGAGUACCAGGAUCUGAUGAACGUCAAGCUGGCUCUGGACAUUGAGAUCGCCACAUACAGGAAGCUGCUGGAGGGAGAGGAGGACAGGCUGGCCAGCGGCAUCAAGGCCAUCAACAUCUCCCAACAGAGCACCAGCUACGGCGGUUACCCCAUGGACUCCUUGAAGAGCAGUUACUCCAGCUCCUACUCCAGCGGCUUCGGCAGCGGAUACGGCAGCGGAUACAGCAGCGGCAUGGGGGGCUUCAGCGGUGGAAGCGUGGGUGGCUACACCAGCAGCCAGACCAAGAAGAACGUCGUGAUCAAGAUGAUCGAAACCAAGGACGGCAGAGUGGUCUCCGAGUCCUCUGAGGUCAUCGAGGAUUGAGCGGGAAGCGUGAAGGCGUAGUUAGGAUCUCCCUUGCCAUCCCGCUAGUUUCCUACCACACAGAUCACUCCCCUCUUUGCUAACAUUUGUAACGGUGUGAAGUGAAACGCUUACCAGCCACAGUCUUAACAUGCUCAUAAAGCGAUGAGAUCCGACACGACCAAAGAACUGAAAGGGACCAAAGAGUUUAUUUAGUUUGUCAGAUGCCCAAGUAGUUCCGUCUCUGAAAGGAGUUUGAGCAAGUGGCACGAGGAUGUAAAGGACACGCUCCCAAUCGCUGCAACCCUUCCCUCACAAGAUGGUUCCCUGUUGGAUCGAACGAACAGUGGUGUAAAGUUUAUGUACUGAACGUGGUCAACUAAUGUCUUCUAAAUGCCUGCGACAGUAGGUAGUGCAUGUCGUCCUGUAACUGAAACCAUGACACCCCUGUGGAGACCGCCCACGUCACACUGUCCCCGAGGUGCUGUUUUUGCUACCAAACCAAAUAAAACAUGAAAAAAAAAAGA
Molecule: messenger RNA, 2170 nt
Organism: Synchiropus splendidus (mandarinfish)
Lineage: Eukaryota; Metazoa; Chordata; Actinopteri; Syngnathiformes; Callionymidae
Gene: krt8
Product: keratin 8
Exons: 8
Coding region: 117-1664 (515 amino acids)
Biological process (GO): keratinization; intermediate filament organization
Cellular component (GO): keratin filament
Molecular function (GO): structural constituent of skin epidermis
Source: RefSeq, a predicted model, not a curated record